Molecule: messenger RNA, 168 nt
Organism: Plasmopara halstedii
Lineage: Eukaryota; Oomycota; Peronosporomycetes; Peronosporales; Peronosporaceae
Exons: 2
Coding region: 1-168 (55 amino acids)
Source: RefSeq, a predicted model, not a curated record
AUGCACGGAACUAACAAGUCCAUAGAUCACAACGCUGCUUUUUUGCGCAUCGCUGAAGUAUCGAAAUGUUCGCCAGCAAUACGCAUUCAGUUUGAAAAUCCUGGAAAAGAAGACAAUGCCUGCGCAAUCAAUCUGGCAAGAAGGUAUGGCACGCUUACGGGUCGAUAA